Molecule: messenger RNA, 3236 nt
Organism: Nematostella vectensis (starlet sea anemone)
Lineage: Eukaryota; Metazoa; Cnidaria; Anthozoa; Actiniaria; Edwardsiidae
Exons: 16
Coding region: 11-2113 (700 amino acids)
Molecular function (GO): calcium ion binding
Source: RefSeq, a predicted model, not a curated record
GCCAGGGGAUAUGUUUGAUCUGUUUGGGGUCACAUGUGACCUUCCUGACCCACCAACCAAAAUAGGGGACUAUGACAACCCCGGGACCCCCGCGGGAGGACUGUACAUUAGGAUCUCCAACAACAGGAUCGACGCCAGUCUGGAGAAGAUGAGCUUUAUUUCUUACGACUCCCUCUGCUUAAAUUGUAGCAGGAAAGGUGUUUGCGUUUUAAGGAACGAUUCGUGUAUGAUAAAUGGACACUGCUUUGCACCUGAACAGCCUAGCCCAAGGGACUGGUGUAAGCAAUGCAUGCCAGAGACUGACCAAUUUGAUUGGAUUCGGCGGAAAGUGAACUACCCUCCAAACUUUACCUCUCCGUCUGUUUGGUUCGCUCUCGUUGGCGAAAAUCUGUCGCUUCAACUUAAGGCAACUGACCCUGAAAACCGUACAAUAAACUACAGGAUCACUAGCACGGAUGCGCAAGGUUACACGUUCACACCAAACGGGCAGCUGAACUACACCAUGACGUCUACAGACAACAAGACGUUCACAUUCGUAGCGACAGAUGAGUGCAAUGCUAACGAUACAACCGCGAUUACCCUUAUGGCGCAAUUUUGCCCAUGCCAAAACGGAGGUACAUGCUAUCCCCAUCCCUACUACCCUAGGGGGUCUGGCCAGUACGAAUGCGCGUGCCCAAAAGGAUUCAAUGGAAGUCGAUGCGAAAUGAACAUUGAUGAAUGCCAGUCGAAUCUUUGUGUCAACGGUUCCUGUGUCGAUGGUGUCGCCGGCUACACUUGUAAGUGCGAUGCUGGAUUCAAGGGUCGACUUUGCGAUGUGAAAAUCUCGAACUGCUCUGAAGACUCGUGUUAUCCUGGUGUCAACUGUACCGAGGACCAGAGUGGUUUUGUCUGUGGUCCGUGUCCUGUAGGUUUAUCAGGAAAUGGAAAAACGUGCAUAGUACCAGCGACCAAGCCUCCGAUGACGACAGAGAGCGCUACCUCAACAGAACUGGUGACCCAGCUUCCAACCGCAACGGAGAGAGUCACUUCGGCAGUAUCCUCGACCGAGCAGCCCAGGACAACGGAGAGAGUUACUCCUUCCAAAGCUUCAUCGUCGUUUACCGUGCUGCCAACGACAACAGAGAGAGUUACUUCCGAAGGUUCGUCGACCAAGCUGCCAACGACAACGAUGGCUGUUACUUCAAAAGUAUCGUCGACCGAGCUGCCCACGACAACGGAGAGAGUUACUACAAAAGCUUCAUCACCGUCGACCUACCUGCCAACGUCACCGGAGAGGGUCACUUCAGAAGAUCCGACCACAUCCACAAAUAUCCGGAGCACUGCGAAAGUGCCAAUUACAGCAGAAUAUACUGCACAGUGUCGUUUGAAGAUUCCUUGGAGAAAUGAGCUGUCUGAUAAAAGAACUAAAGAGUACAACGACUUGCAAACGUCUUUGGAAAAAGAGUUUCAGGCAACCUACAAGAAUGAUGCAGAUUUCCAGAGAGUCAACAUUGAAUCGUUCAGCAAGGGAAAAGUUAUAGCCAAGUUUAAGCUAUUUUUCAAGACUGAGAAGAAGGACCCACUUGGACCUUUGGCAGAUGAACUCAAGAAUGGGAAGCUUGGUGACAUCGACGCAGAUCCGAACUCGCUUACGAUUUUACGCCCCCAAGAGAAAGAACAAGAAGAAUCUUCUCAGACCGAAAUUGUAGUAAUCGCUGUGGUUGUGGUCAUUGUUGCUGUUCUAGUGGCUGUCGCUUGCUGUAUACUGUUCCGUCGUAAAUACUACUACUACGACUUGGAAAAGAAAUCUCGCAAGCCACCAGAGAAGGACCCUGAACGCUUCACAUACGAGAAUCCCGAGUACUGUGACAUCCCUGAGCUGGAAAACAACCGCGAAGGCGUCACCAAGCCCGCGCCUCAUUACGAGAUCAUAUCGCCAAGCCUUCCAAAGAAUUAUGUUGUACCGAGAGAAGGGCUUGAAGCUAAAAAUCACACAUACGAGGAGCUUAAGGCAGCCAAACCGAUCUAUCAGACCCUGACACCUGGAGUAUUACAAGAAGAACAACAGAACAAACCCUCUUCUCAGGCAAAAGCGAGCCAUAGCGUUUAUCAUAACGCUGGUUUUCAAAACUAGCCUACGUUCACUGAGUUAUUUCCCAUUCUAAACAGAUUUUGUUGCUUUUUUAAUUGCUAACUUAAUUUUUCUCCUUACUGUGCUGUGUGACUAUAACAAGACGGGAUUUUUUUUUCAUAACUUUUUAUACUUGUAAGGCAUGAGAUCCAUUGCCCCUUUGAUAUCCAGGUACAUAUUUUUGGGGAUAACUCACAAUGAACUCUAAUUACUUUGAGUGUGACAAGUUUUCAUUGUCCAAUUUUCAACGUCAUCUCGAAACGGCUUUUCCACAAGACACGACAACAAACAAAAUGGAAAACAGACGCGUAGUUCUCGCUGACCGCUGUAGCGCGUGUCAUUCUGUCAAUAUAAUCAAUGCACGAAACAUCGAUAACGCACGUAUUUCACAAACGUUUUACAAACAUAUACUCGAAUUUUUUUUCACAUUUUUAAAUAAGAAAGGAAUGACUUAGCUGCGAACCUGCUAAAGUUAACGGAACUGCUAAAAAUGUGUUUUUUUUUUUAAUUUUUCCAUUGAGGAUAUCGAAAAAAUCUUUGUAGUUUAAUUAUUUUGAACAAAAAAAAUUUGGACUCGCAUCUUCGAGAGUUAUUUUAGAAAAGGAAUUUAGACGCUUUGGUCUUGAGUCCGUUAGCUACUAAAAGGAAGCUAAGUCUGACCAUUGACCAAGUUCUUACAUAAGAAGAAAUCAGACUUGGCUUUAUUAAGCAGGUAAAAUGUUUAUUACACGGCAUAAUUCAUGGUUAAUUAUAGAGUCACGUGUUAAUGUUGCAAUGCGCAGUCAGUGGUUAUUGGCAGCGAAGGCCUCAUGGUUGCAAUGGUUGCCUCAUGUUGUCAUGGUUGUGUCACGGCAGUUCAACGGUAGCUCGAUGCUGCUGAAAGAAUAACAGCUUAUCGCCUGCACUCAGGUCACGCAUCAUACUCUGAAAACGACACCAUCUUGUCAGUAUCGGUAUCAGUCCGUAUCAAGCUACCAAAGGAGUUGCCUCCUUAGAAUAAAAGCACAUUUAAAGGACCUGUAUCCUUAAAAGACAAGCACAUUAAAACGGAGUGUGGUAUAAGCUCUAUUCCAUCGUUAGCUGUAUAGUGUUUAAUGGCAAAAUAAAUACCGGUACCGCCCCAAAA